AGACGUGGGACAACCUAAAACCUGGACCGUCCCGAUCCGUACCCCGAAGAGAAAGGGAGAGAAAUUCUCGAGUCUCGAAGAAUUUAUCCAAGCCGUGGCCAUUUUCAUUUCCUAGAAAUAGAAUAAAUGGAAACAGGGAAGGUAGUGGUGGAAAGAGUGGGAGGAAAGUCUGUCGUCACUCAGUGCUUCGCCAAAUAUCCUCUGAAAUUCAUCAUACCCAAGAAGGUGGGUUCUUCGCAAACUGACGCUGUCUGGAUUUACACCAUCACCUAUGGAGGGGGCAUUGUCUCUGGAGACUGUAUAUCAUGUCUUUUUACAGUGGGAGAUGGCUGCACAGCUGUUUUGACCACACAAGCAUCGACAAAGGUGUAUAAGUCUGUUGAAUCAAAGUGUUCGGAGCAACUCUUGGAGUAGGCAAGAGUGGGAAGCAGUUCUCUAUUGGCUGUGAUUCCGGAUCCAGUGACAUGUUUUUGCACUGCAAAGUAUUCUCAGAGGCAAGUCUUUAGAAUCUCACCAGACUCGAACUUGCUUCUGGUCGACUGGAUAACCAGUGGCCGCCACGAAAGAGGAGAAAAAUGGGAUUUUGAUCUUUACAAGAGCACAAACAACAUAUAUUUGGAUGGGGAUGUGCCUUUGUUCCUUGAUACAUUAAUGCUUGAAAAAGGAAUGAGCAGCAUUACGGAGCGCAUGGGAGACUACCAAGUUUUUGCAAUGCUCAUACUUGUGGGUCCAAAGUUGAAACAUAUCCAAAACUAUAUCAUGGAAGACGUGAAGACAAUGAUGUCUAAAAGAUUACAUGCUCCUUCAUUUAGGCCGUUGGGACAGUGCGAAAAUAAGCACAGAUUGGCAAAACCAACUUUUAUCGCUUCUUGCAGCACAUUUGGUCCAGAGGAUAUAGGUGUUGUUACUCGGAUAGCAUCGGAAACGACCGAAUCGGUUUACAAUUUCCUAGCUACUCAACUCUCUGGCUUGAAGCCACUGCUUGGGGUAUCGCCAUACUGCUGAUUCUUCAGGUUGCAAGAUUAGACUUUCAGAUUGUGGUAUUUUUGCUUCGUCUACCUCUAAUUUUUCUUGAAUCCUAUUUACUUCGCGACCCACUUUUUCUUGUUGCCAGGAAUGGGCUGUCUUGAUGUAUGUUUCUGUUUACAGCAAACAUUAUGUGGUUAACAUUGUUUUUUUCUUCUCCUAUUUCAUAAAUCUUAACUGCAUAG
This is a messenger RNA of Cuscuta campestris, 1211 nucleotides long. Lineage: Eukaryota; Viridiplantae; Streptophyta; Magnoliopsida; Solanales; Convolvulaceae. The record is from the annotation of a GenBank genome assembly.